AUGAUAUUGGCCUAUAUUAAAAUAUUAUCAAAUCAGAUUAUCACCAACACAAUUAGUGAAGUUGAAACUGUUUCAAAAGACAAAUUACCAAAUUCAUUAUCACAAAUUUCAGUUAAUACUCAACCAUUGAAUGAUUAUGAUAAAUCACAAGAGGCAACAAAUUCAACAGACAACACACCAACAAGUGAUACAAAAUCCAAAACAAAUGUUCCUCCACUGAAAAAGAUCAUACGAUCAUCCAUUACAGAAACUGAAGAAGUUAAAGAGAAGUCUGUCAAAUCUUACUUUGAUACUGUUUCAUCAACUGGUUAUCCGACAUCACCACCGGACUUUUCUGAUUAUGUUAAGACACGUGUAACAAAUAAAUACCCAAGUUAUUCAUCUUCUUGCAGUUCAUAUCAAUAUCAUCAUCAUGUAGAAAAUUUACCUAAAAAAUCGGAUGAAAAUAUCAAUGGUCACAGUAAUUUGACAUCACAUAAAGUUUUAUCUACGGUUACUAAAUUAGCACCAGAAAGUAAUGUGCCUCAAACAAAUAAUUAUGAAAGUAUAUCAAGACCACAAAUCAGUGUUCCUAUUAAAAUACGACGUAUACCACAAGAUGUUAGGGUAAUUCACACAUCAAAUACACCUACCUUAAAUAGAUUAGACGAAUUUAAGCGGAACUGUGAACGAGCAACAAGACAAUGGGAACAAGUGAUCAAUAAUAAAAAUGGUAAUAAAUUGACAGAAGAAAUAAUGGUUCGCAGAAUAGCUGAAUUGGAAUCCUGUGUAAAAGAGGCUGAAAAUUUAUUAAAAUUAUUUGUAGCAGAAGUUCGUGAUGUACGUGCAACAGCUGAUUAUUGGUCAAAGAAAACAACAAAUUUAGAAAAAUCUUAUCAUAAUUUACAUGGAAAAGUUAAAGAUUAUCGUUUUAAUGCAAAACAAAGUGAAAAUGAAUAUUUGAAAGCUAUGGAAGAACGUGAUUACUUUUUACAAAGUCUACGAGAAUCAGAAACAAGAGAACAAAACUUAUCAAAUUUACUUCAACGUGUUGAAGAUGAAUAUAAUACAUUAUCAAGAGAUAUAAGAAUUUUAGAACGAGCUCAUGCAAAAAAAGAUCGUCAAUUACAAAAUUUAUUAUUAGAAAAAAAUGAACUUUCUAGAAAAAUUAUACAUUUAGAAUCAACUUUGCAUAAAUUAAAAAAUCGAGCAGAAUACACAUAUCGGCAAAAACACUCAUCUCAUAAAGAUGAACCCAUAAGUCGACUUCAUACCCAACUUGGUGAUGAAUCUGAAUAUGUACUAAGUGACUUCGGUUCAUUAGAUAGAAACCAAAAGAUAUACACAAUGACUGCAUCAAUAGAUGAAAGACAGAACAAAAACACUCUAAUUGGUAUUAAUCAAAAUUUAGAUGAUUCUGAUACGUAUAUACCACAAAAAUCGGAUUCAUUCAAACUAUUUGUCCAACAAAAACAUUCCGACUCUUUAAUAACUACAAAAAUAAGUGAAAAUAAUAUCAAUACACAGGAUCAUAAAGAUUCACUUGAUGAUCAAAAUAUUGAUUUGUCACCAACAACAAUUGGCAAUGAUGAACAGAUUCAUCAUCAAUCAGAACAUUUAAUACAGCAUCGAUCGGUUGAAAAAAGUAUGGAUGAUUUAUCGGAUACUUUAGUAGAUUUAAAUAAUUUAACUAGACAAGAUGAUAUGGAUAUUGAGAUACAACCAAGAGAUUCAACAAAUAAUUAUCAUAGAAAAUGGAGUAUUGCAUCCGAUUAUCAAUAUUCUCCUAAUCAACACAUUAAGUCAUUAAAAAAAGAUGCUUUAUCAACUGAAGAUGAAUCAUUAAAACAUAGAUCUCAAGUACAAGUUGUUGUUGGGCGAUCACCAUCAACUGAAAAAAAACGAAGAACAGUUCAUACCAGUCAUUCACAUAAAAAGUAUUCAUAUAAGAAAAUUUUUGAUCAGCCUGUAUUGCCAUCUGUAUUCAGUACUAACAGCCUUCGAUUUAAUAGACAUCGUCCAGCAUCAGUCUCUGGUUAUUUGGAUGAAUGCGCACUAAACAGGUCGUACGAUUUAUACCCUGUACCAUCGUCAGCUAGACCAAGUACCAGUUUUGGACAUUUACAUAAUUCUAAACGUUUAAAAUCACUGGAAAGAGAUUAUUAUACAUCUUGUCAAAAUUUAAGUACAAAACCUUACUCCACUGUAAAACUGAAUCGUCAAGUAAAUCGACAACCUCUCAUUAUUCACUCACAUUCAGAUCGUCGUUUAAGAGAUAUGCAACAUGCGAAUUAUUUACGCCAUGGCAAUCGCAUGGAUAACGAAUAUGAACGAAUUUACUUUCCCCAGUCAUAUUCAUCACAUCAUUUAAAAAUUCCAGAAAAGACAUGUUUGGAAAGUAGUUUAGAUCAUAUCAAUCUUGAAGUGGAUCGUUUACGAGAUUGUAUUAAAUUAUUAAAUCCAUAA
Messenger RNA from Schistosoma mattheei, 2445 nucleotides. NCBI's taxonomy places the organism in Eukaryota, Metazoa, Platyhelminthes, Trematoda, Strigeidida, Schistosomatidae. The record is from the annotation of a GenBank genome assembly.